This is a messenger RNA of Trypanosoma cruzi, 576 nucleotides long. RefSeq lists its product as uncharacterized. The transcript has a single exon. The record is from RefSeq and is a predicted model, not a curated record. NCBI's taxonomy places the organism in Eukaryota, Euglenozoa, Kinetoplastea, Trypanosomatida, Trypanosomatidae. The coding region runs from base 1 to 576 and encodes 191 amino acids.
AUGAGAGCUGAGUAUCUGCACUACAGUCAACACAUGGGUGAAGAUUUGGGGAAACUUCAUCCUUGUCUUUCGUGUGUAUGCGUGUUUACAAAUGCCCAUGCGGCUAUAUAUAUAUAUAGCGAGAGAGAGAGAGAGGGGGGAAAAGAAAUCAGGAGGGUUUGGGAAGGGGAAUUGUGCUUUUUGCUUAGUGAAAUGGCAGAAGGGAAGGCGAUUGAAAACCUUUUGUUGAUUUUACUCUUUGUUGCGACAAGAUGUCUUGCGGUCGUACGUGCACUUGGGUGGCGGAGGAGACAACAUGGCUUGCUAGGGGACAGGCGCCUGUUGUUUCUUCUACCGUCGCCACGUUCCACAGGAUGUGGAGUGCUGUUUUCACUCUGCCAGCGUUCAUCGUCGCUGUUGGCGCUCCGUUUUUCUCGAGCGCCCACGUCCCAACAUUUUUAUUUUUUAUUUUUUUGUUUUUUACUCGUUUAUUUCACGAGGGUGUUUUUUUUUGUGUGUCUGCUCGUGCCGCAUGUCGCCCGCCCUCAAACUUUCAGAGGGGUGUCAAAGGAAAGCAACAAAAAUAAAUAUGAAUGA